This is a messenger RNA of Cylicostephanus goldi, 213 nucleotides long. NCBI's taxonomy places the organism in Eukaryota, Metazoa, Nematoda, Chromadorea, Rhabditida, Strongylidae. The record is from the annotation of a GenBank genome assembly.
AUGUGGUCUUCUUUAUGGUUAUGCAUUCUAUCCGCACUAGCCUGUGAAGUGCAAGGUGGUGACGUGACGGGGCGUGAGGCGCCGGGAACUCAUGCUACUACGCCGGCACCUAAGCCGACAGUCAACAGAACUACAGUGAAAAAUGCGGCUGACUUUUUACCGUUUGAACUCAAUGGAGAUGUAAAUCUCAUGGCUGAUUUGGCGCUGGAGUAA